Messenger RNA from Chondrus crispus (carragheen), 156 nucleotides. RefSeq lists its product as hypothetical. The transcript has a single exon. The record is from RefSeq and is a predicted model, not a curated record. Bases 1 to 156 code for a protein of 51 amino acids. Lineage: Eukaryota; Rhodophyta; Florideophyceae; Gigartinales; Gigartinaceae.
AUGAAGCAGAAGCUAACCUACUGGUACGACCCAAAGUCUCCAAGAAACUCGUACGGGUGCAGCGUCUCGAUGGGCUCGGAAAAAAUAUCUGCCUGCGGGCCUAGUAGAUCCGAAGCCGCAGCUGCCGUUGCCGCAGUAGGGCCCGUUUCGGCCUGA